ACUCUGCACACGGCCGUCGCAGAGCCUUCGCGUCGCCGCCGGGACUCCUCCUCCGCCGAGAGACAUGGCCGGCGCGGGGGACGACGCCGGGAUGGACGAGGUCCAGAGGCGCCUCAUGUUCGACGACGAAUGCAUUUUGGUAGAUGAAGAGGACAACGUUGUCGGCCAUGAAUCAAAAUAUACCUGCCAUCUGAUGGAAAAGAUUGAAACUUUGAACCUGCUCCACAGGGCUUUCAGUGUAUUCCUUUUCAAUUCAAAAUAUGAGCUGCUACUUCAGCAAAGAUCUAAAACAAAGGUGACGUUUCCUCUAGUAUGGACCAACACCUGCUGCAGCCAUCCUCUGUACCGUGAAUCUGAACUUAUUCAGGAAGACUUCCUUGGUGUUAGAAAUGCUGCUCAGAGGAAGCUCCUCGAUGAGCUGGGCAUCCCGGCUGAAGAUGUACCAGUUGACCAAUUCACCCCUCUCGGUCGGAUGCUUUACAAGGCCCCAUCUGAUGGGAAAUGGGGCGAACAUGAGUUGGACUACCUGCUGUUCAUCGUCCGAGAUGUGACAGUGCUCCCGAACCCAGAUGAAGUGGCUGACGUGAAGUACGUGAGCCGUGAGCAGCUACAGGAGCUCAUCCGACAGGCGGACGCCGGUGAGGGUGGCGUGAAGCUGUCCCCGUGGUUCAGGCUGGUCGUGGACAACUUCCUCAUGGGUUGGUGGGAGCACCUUGAGAAAGGCACGCUCAAGGAGGCCGUGGACAUGAAGACUAUCCACAAGCUCAAGUAAGGAAUGCCGCACACGCCGUGCCGUGGCUGCUCCAGCGUUCUCUGGCCAAAUUUUUAUGUUUGUUCAAUCAGUAAAGAAUUUAUCCACAGCUAGAUAUUAAUUCAACCGGUGCUUAAACAUCAACGUCUGUAUAAUCAGAGGAGACUUGUUGCAUUGGCUUAUGACGGCCCCUUUGGCAAUUUGUAUUCUCUGCAUUACAUAUUUACAUGUACGAAACUGAUGAUGAACUAUGAUGAUGAUGAUGAUGAUGA
Messenger RNA from Lolium rigidum, 1023 nucleotides. RefSeq names its product isopentenyl-diphosphate Delta-isomerase I-like. The transcript has 6 exons. The record is from RefSeq and is a predicted model, not a curated record. NCBI's taxonomy places the organism in Eukaryota, Viridiplantae, Streptophyta, Magnoliopsida, Poales, Poaceae. Gene Ontology annotation, cellular component: cytoplasm. Bases 65 to 772 code for a protein of 235 amino acids. Gene Ontology annotation, biological process: isopentenyl diphosphate biosynthetic process; isoprenoid biosynthetic process. Gene Ontology annotation, molecular function: isopentenyl-diphosphate delta-isomerase activity.